AAAAUCCAUGGCCCUACUGAACUAGUACAUUUCGAAGUGUAGAGAGCAAUAAACUUAAAACAAUGUAUAUUUAUUACUUAGUUAUAUCGGUACAGAUUACGUCGGUGUUAUGUUAUCAUAACAGACUGUUUACGCUGACUAGCUAUGAGAACAUUAGCGACUCACAAUGCGGUUUCUAUCAGUUGGUGGAGACUGGAGAUAUUGAAGGUGCCAAGACGACCGCGCAGACGAGUACGAAGCGGUUCGGGAUUUCCACGAACAUUCCUGACUUCACCUACGUCACCAUCAGCGGCACCACGCAGCGACCAGUAGAUCCGUUGCUGCAAUUCGAAGACAGUAUCUACCGCGUGCUUUAUGGACGCGAUCCAGAUCCGAAACCAAUAAAGAAGAUAGAAGAGCCAGAGAACGUGACGUCGAAUGAAACUGAUCUGUUGGCUCACUGCCCUACAGGACAGGGCUUUAGAGGCGAGGUGUUUCAAAACAAGAGUGCGGUCCACCUCCCUUUCCUGGAGUUCGUGCACCGCGGCCACUGCCACCUAAAGAUCACCAAGGACUACAUGCAGACAGCAGUCAAUGCCUUCGCCAUCUUCAUAGCCGGCAACCUGGAUGAUAUACUGCGGCUUCCUAGUCUAUAUGUGCUACAUUCUGCAAGAACAAUAGCGAUGAUGAAAAUAGCUCGUGAGAAGAUGGCGGCGACGUGGUCCGUGGUGAAGGGCUCGACACCCACGGAGGCCAUCCCGUAUGAGACCCUGGAGAGGUACCGGCCGCUUUUCAAGUACCUGAAUGGCAAGGAGAUGGCCAAACUCAACCUGUCAGAUUCAAGAAUACUUUCGUAUAUCGGCACUCAUCCCGAUUUGAGCAGACAUCAGGUAGGUGUAGUGGCAAGCAGAUACAUACAAAUUAAUCCACGUUGGACAGAGCCGAAAUACCUGAACAUGAUGAACAAUUUGCUGUGUGGUGUGCCCAUGAUCUUCAUGAGGAGAAUACCCGAGAAUACUUACCUACAGCUAACACAUCAGAUUUUUUACCACAUUCGAGCGUGUGAUCCGCUGCAACGCCGAUUUUAUUUAGCUAUGAUGAUGAGAACACAGGCGUUGGGCAAGUCCUACAGUUGGAGCGCUCGUGAAGUGUCUCGGCUAGGGCUACUACUUGCCGAAGUCAGUGGCCAAGAUCUCAGUGCUAUCAACCCGGAAGCUAUGUCUGGUAUCACAGCACAAGUAAUGCUAGAAAUGCCAAUACACAGUUUGAAGUCCAUAACUGAGAUGCAGCUGAGGUACCUGGAACCAAAACCACUCAACAUCCUGGCAAGGAAACUGAUAGCGUAUCAGAACCAACAACUGGCAGCAAGCGGCGUUCACAUUAUACCAAGUUUCUCCCUAAUUUCAAUACAUUACAUUUUAUUUUACUUAAUCUCAAUAAUAUUAUUAUGUAAACUCUACAGUCUUUGUAUAAUUUUAAGAUUCUUAAGGUUCUACUAUCGACACUGCACUCUUUUCUCAAUGCAUGUUGAGAUUACCAGCUUUCAAUAUACUAUUAUACUUUCAAUGAUUCCUUUGAACUAUUACAUGUCAACAAAUUCAAAAGCUAUCGAUUGUAAUUUUGUUUAUUAAUCGAAUGCAUAGAAA
This is a messenger RNA of Trichoplusia ni (cabbage looper), 1625 nucleotides long. RefSeq lists its product as uncharacterized. The coding region runs from base 63 to 1610 and encodes 515 amino acids. The transcript is spliced from 10 exons. Lineage: Eukaryota; Metazoa; Arthropoda; Insecta; Lepidoptera; Noctuidae. The record is from RefSeq and is a predicted model, not a curated record.